Molecule: messenger RNA, 3839 nt
Organism: Motacilla alba alba
Lineage: Eukaryota; Metazoa; Chordata; Aves; Passeriformes; Motacillidae
Gene: CASS4
Product: Cas scaffold protein family member 4
Exons: 6
Coding region: 1321-3669 (782 amino acids)
Biological process (GO): cell migration; cell surface receptor protein tyrosine kinase signaling pathway
Cellular component (GO): cytoplasm; plasma membrane
Molecular function (GO): protein binding
Source: RefSeq, a predicted model, not a curated record
AGCCCUGGCACAGGUGCCCAGAGCAGCUGGGGGUGCCCCUGGAUCCCAAGGCCAGGCUGGAGCCCCCUGGGACAGUGGAGGUGUCCCUGCCUAGCAGAGGUUCAUUCACGGGAACAUUUAAUUGCAUUUGAAAGUGGUUCUGUGGCCACAAGCUGUGGGUUUGUAACUGAUAUUACCCCAUCACUUCAAAUGCUGGAGCACCCGAAAGACUCCAGGGUAGCAAAUGAAUGGCUCCUGCUCAGCUGCAGGACGUGUCUGAAGGGCUCAAACUGCUGCUCCUGAUGUUUAAAAAAUAAAAAGAAAGAAGAGAGAAACCACAAAGGCUUUGAAAUGGGCUGGUUUGUGCCAGGAAUUUUCUCCUCUGGACAGCAGCUGGUUUGCUCCCAGCCCAGAGGUGUAGAUUUGGUUGAUGAAGGUUUUCAAUUCAGCAUUUUCUAUUCAAGAUAUUAAAGUCUUUUCUAGCUACAGGAUUGUGGCUUUGGGAGCCAGUGUCUAAUUUAAUCUUGAAGUUACUGUGGAAAGAGGAAGGAAGAGGCUUUUACCAGAGAAAACCAGCGUGUACAAAGGCAAAACCAGCAAAAAUUUGCCAACCCCCCAAGAUAUCCUGAGUCCAAAGUGGCAAAACCUGUGCACCAGCAGGAGCAGGACUCAGCUGCUGCCAAGCAAACAGCAACCAGUAACAAUUCUAAAUAAUAUUAUACCUUAAUAAUAUUCAAGGAUUUUUUUAAACAGUCCAAGAAACAAACCCUUCAGCUGCAGGUCAUGUUUAGCUUUCCUCCUUGGGUUUUCUGCCUCUGCAGGGCGAGGUGGUUAUGCAGGGGAUUUAUAACCACAAAGGGAUCUGUUCAGUUUUAGAGGGACUGAUUAAAAGUGUAUCAAAACUCACACCACUUUGAAGUUAAAAAAAAAAUUAAAAACCCUAAACAAACAAACAAAAAAACCCAAACACAACAAACCAGGAGUAAAAAAUGCUGCAGCAAAAAUGCUUCCAAAUCCAGCCCUUUUCCUGGCCCAGCCCUGCUGCCCGGGGUUUUCUGUUCAGAGCAGGGCAGGCGCUCCCUGAGGGGAGUCUGUGUGUCCUGCACACCACCAGCUGCAGCCCAGUGCCUCCCUGGAGAGAGUUCUGCCACGUAAUGAGCUCCCCCCUUUCCCAGAGCCGCUUUCCUGGGGCUCCCAGCGAGCAGGAGGUGGCAGGGGCUGAGCUUUCCCUCUCCAGGCUUCCAGCCAGAGCCUCCAGAGCUGCCUGACCCACCGACAGGGCUGGGGACAUCCUCCUCCUCCUCCUCCUCAGGUGAUGGACUAACAGGGAAACACAGCAAAAUGAAGCACAGCCUGGCCAAGGCUCUCUACGACAACAAGGCCGAGUGCUCGGACGAGCUGGCGUUCCGCCGCGGGGACAUCGUGACGGUGCUGGAGCAGCACGUGGCGGGCAGCGAGGGCUGGUGGCGGUGCUCCCUGCACGGCCACCACGGCCUGGCCCCCGCCAACCGCCUGCAGCUCCUGCCGCCCUCCCCAGCCCACGGCAUCUACCAGGUGCCCUCCGUGCCCUCCGUGCCCAAGGCCACGGCGCCCUCGGCCACCUACGAGAAGAUGGAGGGCUGGGUUCAGCCCCAGGCCGUGUACCAGGUGCCAGCCCUGGCGGCGCAGCUGCUCAGCGAGAGGACCAAGCGCUCCACGCAGCAGCACCUGUUUACCCUCCCCAGAGCCUGCCGGGCUUCAGCCCCAAACAUCAGGGGUGAGGUAUAUGAUGUCCCCUCCUCACAGCACCAGGCCCUGCUCUCACAGAGUGUUGCCACUCCCCCCAGCACACGGAAGGGCUCUGUGCUGGGCAGAUCCACUGAGAGCUUCCAGGCAGAGCAGAAGCAGCUUUACAACAUCCCAUCCAGGGCAGAAAAAGGAGGAGCUAGCAGCCAGGACUCACCAGCAGGCAAUUUAUAUGACGUCCCUCCCAAAAGAGAGCUCGAUGACUCAGAAAAUAAAUCUCAGAAGAAGCGCUGGGGCCAUUACAACACCUUGCCAAACCCUCGGAAGUCCGAAUGGAUUUACGAUAUUCCGGUAUCCCCUGAAAACUCCGGAUUCAAACCCAACCCUCCUGGGCCGUGCGUGGAGAAGCAGGUGCUGUAUGACAUUCCCCCAGCCAGGUACAAGGCUGCAGCCGCAGCCACUGAAGCCAAGGCUGGGAAUCCCCAGCUGUACGACAUUCCACCGGCCCAGCGGAAAUUAACGCUUCCAGAAAUCCCCCUUUACGACGUUCCGCCCUCACGGGACGGGCUCCUCCUGCCACAGAACGGCACCUCUGAGCUGCCCCCGAGGCUCCUGGCUGCCAAGGCUGAGAGUAAGGUCUCUGAGGAGAACGUUUACGAUAUUCCCAAAGGUUUGCCCAGUGCUGGGCACUCCAAGAAAGAGAUGGAGAACAACGGUGAUGGCUCCAGAGACCAAGCACACGGUGCUUCUCCACAGCUCUCUAGGGAUGCCAAGUCAGAAAACGACAGUUUGUGUGUCUCUAGUGUGGACAGCAGAAGCAGCACUCUCUCCUCAUCCUCCUGCUCUUCUGCUGAGUCGUUUCCCACUCUGUCACCAUCACCAGAGCCUGUCCAAGAAAUCAAACUGGAGCUGGAAGCAGCCAUCGAGACCCUGACUCGGCUGCAGCACGGCGUGUCCAGCUCCAUCGCCAGUUUAAUGAUCUUUGUGAGCAGCAAGUGGAGAUUGCAGGAGCACCUGGAGAAAAGCCUGGAGGAGAUCCACAGAGCAGUGGACCACAUAAAGGUGUCACUGGGAGAGUUCCUGGCCUUUGCUCAAGCCCUGAAGGGAAACGCCUCCAACCUCACGGAUAACAACCUGCAGGCCAGAAUUAAAAAACAGCUGGAAAUCCUCACGAACUCCUACAAAAUACUGACAGAAACGAGAGAAGCUCUCAACAGCUGCAGCUGGUCCCUGGAGGCUUUGGUGCUCAGGAAGCCCCAGAACAACCCUGAUGACCUGGAUCGCUUCGUUAUGGUGGCCAGGACAAUUCCAGAUGAUAUCAAGAGGUUUGUGUCCAUCAUCAUCGCCAACGGGAAGCUGCUCUUCAGGAAGAACGAGAAGGAGCAAGAAAAGAAGCAACCAAAAGUGAACCCGGAAUGCAAAAUGGCAAAACAAAUGCCAGUAGUGCCACGAAGAGUAGAAAUGGAGUCGCUCCAGAGAAAUGCUCCUGAGAAAUCCAGCCAAAGCCAGGUCCCUGUGCAGAAACCAGAAGAGAAUUGCAGUGAGGAUUGUGAUUAUGUCCAGUUACAGGUUUUGCCAUGCGCAAAAAAGACUGAAAAUGCCAGGAAAAUCCCCCUCCCCGAGCACUGCAGGCUGUGCUUCGCCGCCCUGCACAAGGCCAUCGGCGUGUUCACCGCCAGCCUCGGCAGCCAGCAGCCCCCCGAAAUCUUCAUCUCCCACAGCAAACUCAUCAUCAUGGUGGGCCAGAGGCUGGUGGAUUCCCUGUGCCAGGAGUCCCAGGAGAGGGAGGCCCGGAGCGACGUCCUGCACUGCAGCAGCCGCUUCUGCAGCCUCCUCAAGAGCCUGGCCCUGGCCACCAAAAGCGCAGCCCUCAAAUUCCCCAACGCCGAGGCCAGCAGGGAGCUGCGGGAGCAGGCGGAGCAGCUGGCCAAGUACACGCAGCAGUUCCGAGCCAUGAUGGACUGAGGGACCCGCUGCUCCUCGGGGCACCAGGGCACGCUCACAACUCCCGCCAGGAACUCCCUGGGUGCACUGCUGGCACGUGAAGAUCCCCACACUCAGAACUCCCGCCAGGAACUCCCUGGGUGCUGGUUCAGGUGAAAAUCCCCACUCAGAAUUCCCACCAGGAACUCCCU